Messenger RNA from Cooperia oncophora, 921 nucleotides. Lineage: Eukaryota; Metazoa; Nematoda; Chromadorea; Rhabditida; Trichostrongylidae. The record is from the annotation of a GenBank genome assembly.
AUGGACAAGGCCGAUGUCAACGUUUCCACCUACGACAUUUCCAUUGAGGAGGAAGCGCAGAUCGUGAGGAAUUUCGAAAAAUUACGACAACGUGUCUACGACUGGGGCCUAAUGGAGGCACAACCCUGGUACUAUGUCGGAAAGUCUAUCACAACAUUGGGCUUCAUGUUCUUCGCCUUCUACCUACAGUACUGUCAAUGGUACUUCACCUCUGCGCUGUCACUUGCUGUCUCAUGGCAACAGUUUGGCUGGCUGACGCAUGAGUGUGCCCAUCAUCAGUUGUCAAAAAAUAGGAAAUUCAACAACCUUAUAGCGGUGGUUUUCGGGAACCUCGCACAAGGCUUCUCUGCUGAUUGGUGGAAAGAUAAGCAUAACACUCAUCAUGCUGCAACGAAUAUGAUCGAUCAUGACGGAGACAUCGACCUGAUGCCGCUGGUUGCCCUUAUACCUGGGGAUCUGACCCGGUUCAAGGUCCCCGUCCAGAAAUUCAUUCUCAAGUUCAUUCCUUAUCAACAUCUGUACUAUACACUUACAAUGCCCCUUCUUCGAUUUUCAUGGACAACUCAGUCUUUGAUAUGGGUUUUUGCAGAGAAUUCCAGUGAAUUUCGUGUAUACAGAAGGAAUGCGCUCAUGGAGCAGACAUUGCUAAUGGCCCACUGGGCUUGGGUUCUACUUCAACUCUACCUGCUUCCUUCGAUGGGUGUUCGUAUAAUGUAUUUUGCCGUUUCUCAGUUGCUAUCCGCUUUCCUCAUCGCCUAUGUUGUAACCUUCAGUCAUAAUUCUGUGGACAAAUAUCCAGGUGACUCAAACUUGUUCUUUUUCUCGAAACAGCAAAUUUUUUCAGCCAGACUUUCGAAUCCGAUCAGCGCGACCUGGGCGGGGGGCGAUAAUAGUAGCGCCACCGCCUCCCCUCCUAGCUAG